CUUUCUUCACCUAAACUGACUGAUUAAACGCUGAAGCUGAGCGUGCACGUUUUAUAGUUAAAUUCUGUUAAUCAUGAACAUCAUUCUGUCGUCCUGUUUGCGCAGUUUGGGGACCAGAAUUCGUGUUGACAGCGCAGCUUCCAGUUGGACUCAGCUGCGGUCUGUCAGCUCUUUGGUUUUCAAAUGGACCGGGGAAGAACAAAGAACUCUAACCUCCAAGGGAUCCUGGAUUUCCCAGUCACCGCCCUGGCAUUAUCAACAGGUCCGCUGGGGCAAAAGAGGCACCGAAUAUCAACCUAAAAAUCUGAAGAGGAAGAGGACACACGGCUGGAUCAAAAGGAUCAGCACACAGGGAGGCAUCGAGGUGAUUCUGCGCAGGAUGCUUAAAGGACGCAAAUCUCUCUCACACUGAGACUCGGCAGCCGAGCACCCGAAAUCGAUGGAUUAAAAAAAAAAUGCAAACGUUUGUUUAACAUUGUUCCAAAUAAAAAGCUAUUUAAUUACUAAA
This is a messenger RNA of Trichomycterus rosablanca, 508 nucleotides long. It is a transcript of the gene mrpl34, whose product is annotated as mitochondrial ribosomal protein L34. The record is from RefSeq and is a predicted model, not a curated record. Gene Ontology annotation, cellular component: mitochondrial large ribosomal subunit; ribosome. The coding region runs from base 74 to 412 and encodes 112 amino acids. Gene Ontology annotation, biological process: translation. Gene Ontology annotation, molecular function: structural constituent of ribosome. The transcript is spliced from 2 exons. Lineage: Eukaryota; Metazoa; Chordata; Actinopteri; Siluriformes; Trichomycteridae.